Molecule: messenger RNA, 5789 nt
Organism: Taeniopygia guttata (zebra finch)
Lineage: Eukaryota; Metazoa; Chordata; Aves; Passeriformes; Estrildidae
Gene: ANGPTL2
Product: angiopoietin like 2
Biological process (GO): blood coagulation
Source: RefSeq, a predicted model, not a curated record
AGUCCUUCCCAAUAUACAACAAAUAGGCCUCAUUCUAAACACAUUUUUUUUUAACCAAACAAGUACAAAUAGUAAGAGACAAAAUUAUGAUAUACAGACUGCAGGAAGGAGGACAGCUGAUGACAGUAUGAUUCUUGUUUCUGUUUGUACUGGGGCAUUCUCUAACCAAUGUCACUUUCCUUCCACUGAUUCUUCUUAUAAGAACAUCUGUCUUGACAAGCAGGCAAGAUCAGGACAGAGAAACGUUUCAGGACAGUGUAAUUAUGCUGAUGUCAUUCACUGGUGGCCUGCCAUCUGCAACCACUGGUCAAACCCUAGAACAGGCUUCCUAGAGAGGGGUCACUCCCAUGGUCAGGCAGUGGGACUAGAUGAUCAUUAAGAUGGUAUGUUAUAACGAGGCUGAUGAACUCUCGCCCAUUAUUUUCUUACACGGUUCUUAAAAAGAAUCAGGAGAAAAAUCUGUUACAUGCUGCUCUUUCUUCAGCUCAGAAAAGUAUGGGCAUGCCAAAGCCAUACUCAAAACAGAGAUGCUGAUAUGGGAUGCUGUAACAGACAGAAGUGAACUCUGAGGAAAAAAAGAGCUUCUUUUCAGUGGUCACAAUAAGUAGCGGUUUAGAAGGGGGAAAAAAGGAUAUUAGAAUUCCAACGGCAAAAUAAAACUAUUUUACACCUAUAUGCAAGAGACAUUUGCAAAACCAGUCAUCUGUGCAGGAACACGAGGCCAGGAAAACUGCCAGGUUUUCCAAAUGUGACCUGCUGUGCAAAUGCUGAUUAGGCAAGUUAAAGCUGUCUGGGGUGAAUUUAUGUUCCCUGUUUUCCAGGACUCCAAAUAGCAUUGCUUUACUUACAGAAACCGUGUCAAACUCCAGAUUAUCAUCUGACAAGUUUUCAAGAUUUUUGAAAAGUUCUGUACAGCACAAGUCCUUUCUACUUGCAAAAUAAGAAACUGAGGCAAAAGUAUAUAACCAAAAAUUUUAAGAAGGAUUAAGUCCUGGUUACUUUGUUUGAAUCUUUUGCAGAAACAUCUAUGGUUUAUUUCACAAAAAACAGAAAAAUACAAAUGACAACCAUAUCUCUUCUCAGUAUGAAUAAUAAAGUAUGCAUAUCAAGCAUUAUCUUGACAUUAAAAAAAAAAAAAUCUCUUAAAAGUCAGCAGCUGCCUAGAAUCAUAAAACAGUUUAGAUUGGAUGGGACCUUAUCUUCGUCUUACAGAGCAAGUCUAGUUUCAACAUUAGAUCAGAGUGCUUAUAGCCUUACCUAAAACAAAACUUAAUGUAUUUCCAGGAAUGGAGAUUCUACCACCUAUUUGGGUGACUGCUUUAGUCCUCAGUCACCCUCACAAUUAAUUUUUUUAAUAAAACCCAGUUUUUUCCUGAGGUAAUUUGUAUCCACCAUAUACUUUCACUGUGCACUUCCAAAAAGAAUUUAUCUUCUUUCCAAACACCCAUUAAGUAGUUGAACAUGUCCUUCUUUACCUUCUCACCUGGAGACUACACAAACUUCACUCUUCCUGCUGCUCUUCAUUCAUUAUGUCUGCCAGCUCCAGUUAGCCAUGCUGGGUGUACUCAGCUGGACUCACUCCAGUUUCUCACAGCUGUUACUAUCACCAUUUCAUGUAACUUAAAAAAAUUACUGUAUCAAAGAUGACCAAACAGUAAAGUGAUAGAAACUUAAAUACUGAAUGAUUAUUCCAUGAGAAAUCUUUUACAAGCAAAGAAAAACACUAUGGCAACACCACCUUGGUUAAAAAGUAUCUGACUUUAUACACUGAAAAAACUCCAUACUGCAUUUUUCAUUAAUUUUAUUUAAGAAAACUAGGUUGCAUAUACACAUGAGUAUUAAAAAUCAACAACAAAAAGGUUUUAGAAAUACACAACAUCAAAGUCCUGUUCAAGUAGCUGAUAAGAAAGUGGUUUGUGACAUGGGUAUUUCUGGCAGCAGUGACAAUGCAAAGCUGUUUCCAAGUCUACUGUUGCCUACAGAGUUCAAGUAUUACCUUAAUUUUUGAGAGAUUAUGAAGGCCUCAGCUGUCCACCUUGAAUAUGAAUCUGCAUGGAGAACUAAGUUGGGGCAAUUUCACCAAAGGGCAACUGUUGCAGUAUGCCAGUAGACACUACCAGCUGAUUUAAAUCACCAUGCAUUGUCACUGUCCACCAUGCACAUAUGCAGCUAUUUUUCCCCUUUCAAGAAAGGACUCUGAAUUGAGAUGACUAGGCUGAGGGUAGAGACAGUAUCUCCAGUGAGAGUCACAGUAAAUGUUUCAGUUUUAAAUUCUACUAGUCCAAACAUGUUUUACUGCCUAUAACAUCUGAGUAGUAGAGUUUUUAACUUACAGUUAUUAAGGACCAAUGUAAAAUAAGUUUUUCCUUUUUUUUUAAGCAAUGGAGAUUCAAUACUACUGAAUAAAGUAAAAUUGUUACAUGUCACCUAAACUGUAUCUCUUGCAAUGUAUAUGCUGUUCUAAAAUACUGCAAAGUAACAGUUUGAUAUUUUUAGAACUUUUAGCAGCAUUAAAACAUAUAUUGACUUACAUUACAUUUACAUUUAAAGGUUGUAUUUUAACGGUAAGAAAUGGAAAGUGUAAUUCAUAUUUAAAUGAAAACGCCAAUCUUGGAAACUUUUGUGGUAUUUGCCUGGAGGAAAGGACUCUUCAAAUCCUUGUAUUUACCGCUUACUUUCUUAUGGUUCUUGGCAGGCUUUAGAUGAACUAGCAACUAGUCACUACAGUUUUGACCAUAGAAAAAUACAACUACUCCCCAUGAUAUCCCCUUUAGUCAACACAAGUUGAUGCUGGACCUCAUUUGUACACAUAGUUACUAUGUACUAUUUUCUGAGUUUUAGAAGAGAUGGUAUUUUGUAAAUCCACACUGUUUUCCUACUCAUCACUGUUAAAUUUAUUUUAUAACAGAUUUUACGAAGUUCUUUGCAGAAGAAUAUUUGACUGGAACUAGAGGAUCAUGAUGACAACAAGAUUCAUCUGUUUAAUACUAGUAACUGUUGUGGGAGUUACUACAAGUGAAACACAGGAAUUUGAAGGCAAUGACAAGGAAAAAGCUCAAGAAUUCAUUUAUAUGAAUAGAUAUAAGCGUUCCAGUGACACACAGGACAAAUGCACUUACACCUUUAUUGUACCUCAGCAGAGAGUGACAGGUGCCAUUUGCGUUAAUUCUAAGGAGCCUGAAGUUCUGCUUGAAAACAGGGUAAAUAAACAAGAAUUACAGCUACUUAACAAUGAACUUCUUAAACAAAAGAGACAAAUAGAAACUCUCCAGCAACUGGUAGAGGUGGAUGGUGGAAUUGUUAAUGAAGUUAAACUCUUAAGAAAAGAGAGCAGAAAUAUGAAUUCUCGUGUCACACAACUCUACAUGCAGCUAUUACAUGAAAUUAUCCGAAAACGUGAUAAUGCCUUAGAACUUUCUCAACUUGAAAAUAAAAUUUUGAACCAAACUGCAGAUAUGUUGCAGCUUGCAAACAAAUACAAAGACUUAGAGCACAAGUAUCAACAUUUGAUGUCAAUUGCCAAUAAUCAGACAAUAAUAAUUGCCCAGCUGGAAGAACAUUGUCAAAGAAUGCCAUCCAUAAAGCCACUGCCACAAACUCCACAACCACCAAUUAAAGUGUACCAGCCUCCUACUUACAAUCGCAUUAAUAAUCAGAUAUCUACUAAUGAGAUUCAAAGUGAUCAGAACUUAAAGGUUCUGCCACCUACCUUACCAACCAUGCCUGCAGUUACUAGUAUUCCAACUUCAACUGAUAAACCAUCUGGGCCCUGGAGAGACUGUCUACAAGCAUUAGAAGAUGGCCAUGACACAAGCUCCAUCUACCUUGUAAAACCAGAAAACACAAACCAGCUUAUGCAGGUCUGGUGUGACCAACGGCAUGACCCCGGUGGCUGGACUGUCAUUCAGAGACGGCUGGACGGCUCUGUAAACUUUUUCAGGAACUGGGAGACAUACAAGCAAGGAUUUGGUAAUAUAGAUGGAGAAUAUUGGCUUGGAUUAGAAAACAUUUAUUGGCUAACAAAUCAAGGCAACUACAAACUGCUCAUAACAAUGGAAGACUGGUCAGGUCGAAAAGUAUUUGCUGAGUAUGCCAGCUUCAGACUGGAGCCAGAGAGUGAGUACUACAAGCUGAGAUUGGGACGCUACAACGGCAACGCGGGAGAUUCUUUCACUUGGCACAACGGCAAACAGUUCACCACACUAGACCGGGACCACGAUGUAUAUACAGGUAACUGUGCUCAUUACCAGAAAGGAGGAUGGUGGUACAAUGCAUGUGCUCACUCAAAUCUCAAUGGAGUCUGGUAUCGUGGAGGACACUACCGCAGUCGAUAUCAGGAUGGUGUUUACUGGGCUGAAUUUCGGGGAGGAUCAUAUUCACUAAAGAAAGUUGUUAUGAUGAUAAGACCUAACCCUAACACAUUUCACUGAAAUACUUCUUCUCUUGGUUUGCUUUCUUGUUCUAGAAAUCAUAUAAAGCUAUGGUUUUAUUACCUGAAUUUAUCUUUUCAGAAAUGAGGAAUGUAAGAUACUGUACAUUUAAUGGUAAGGUAUGAGAGCUUGUAUAUUAUAUUUUCAAGAAUCAUCCCAGGAAAAAGAGCUGAAGAAAAGGAACUGUAAUAACAGUUCCUAUUGGUCCUAUUGGAACUUGCAGUUUAGAUGAAAACUGUAGAUAAACUUCCUGGUUUUUAUUCCCUGUAAAUUAAGUCUGGAUGAUAAAAAUAUUGCCACCACAUUUAAGUAUUUUUGUAUGUUAUGUAUAAAUAUUCUCAAAUACAGGAAAUAUUACAAACUGUACAGCAAGAGUUUAAUUAUUAUUAUUGUUGUUAUUAUAAGCCAUCAUUUGACACAGGAAUCAUAUCCUUUGAACUAUGUAGCUGGUAUAUGUACAUUAGUGUGAUCAUUAUGUAAUCUUUGUUAAUUACCAUGAAUAAAGUUAGCACUAUAUAAUUGUGUUUUGAGAGCAGAUACUCAAACUGUUAUUGUCCUGAUAAAUCUGGCCUUUUCCCUUCACUAUUAUUUAAAUAAUCUGGUACUAUAAAAGUUCACUAUUAAUUCAAAUAUUUUAGAUUAAAAACAUGAAUUAUUUUCUUACCAAAAUGAAGUAGCUACUUGCAUAUGGAAAUGAAUCCAGAUUUAUUAUAGGUAUUAUGUGCUCUAUAGCCAACAUGUUAUACUACACAACUGUUACAGUAUUUUGUGCCUGACUUCAAUGAUUACCUUGUGUGUAGCCUCUAUAAUCAGAAAUGACUGGAUAUAAAUUAAAGGGUCUAUCCAACUUUGCAGGCAAAUGAUGGAUACCAGUUUAUAAGCUAUUUAAUAGCCUUUAGAUAAAAAAUUAUAUAGAGAACUUAUCAGUAGCAAAAAAGUUAUUUUUAACAUAUUUGACAAUUAUUACUAUCAAAUUAUUAAACAGAUUUACUCAUUUAUAUUUAGAGGUCAGUCACACUUAUGAAAUACAGACUGGCAUAAUUCAAAUAUUCUUCUGAAAUAGGUUUCUAUAACAGAUUGCUAACACACCCAUUACAAUCAAACUACUACAAAAAUACAAGUUAAAGAAUGCAUAAAAGAAGCAGAAUAAAAGCCUCCAGAAGCUCAAUAUAUUUUUUGGUCAGCCUGUAUGACACUGAGUGUUUGUGUGUGUGUGUUCCCUUAGUACCUCAUCAUAUCUUUACCACAGUAUGAUGUGUAUGUAGCGUGUGCUGUAUAUAACUAAAAGUAGGGUUUAUAAUAUAUUAGAUUACCCCUGUAAUAUUGUAACCCUUAAUAAAGUAACAAAUGUUAUUUUGA